Molecule: messenger RNA, 2813 nt
Organism: Colias croceus (clouded yellow)
Lineage: Eukaryota; Metazoa; Arthropoda; Insecta; Lepidoptera; Pieridae
Product: formin-binding protein 4-like
Exons: 10
Coding region: 175-2628 (817 amino acids)
Molecular function (GO): protein binding
Source: RefSeq, a predicted model, not a curated record
UCAUUUUCAGACACCUGUCAGUAAUAAAAAACGCUUUUGUGAAAAAUAAUAUCUACUCGCAAAUUCAAUUGCAAUAUUUUAUUACCUUUUUUAUAAAGUGCAAACCUUGAUGAGGACUUUUCAGUGAAACAGUACAUAUUAUGAAAAUACUUCUAAACGUGUAUAGUUAUAAGAAUGAGUAAAGCUAAUCCGCUAGGUUUGCUUGUAAAUUAUGGCGAUUCCGAUGAUUCCGACGAUGGUGGUUCAGCGCCCAAGAAGCCGCAAGGAAGUGUAAAGUUGCCAACAAGCUAUGCGACAAAUGAUCAUGCUUCAGCCGCCAUCCAUCCACCGCCAAUAUCACAUUGCCCUUGGUCUGCUUGUUACGAUGAGAACAGUGGUUUCACAUAUUACUGGAACCAACAUACAAAUGCAGUCACUUGGGAAGCACCUCCAGAGUAUCUAUUGGCAUUAAAAUUAGCGCAACAACAGUUGACUACAGCAGGUUCAGCAGAAGUAUCCGCGGAGGAAUGGCAAUUGUAUCAACAGGCUUUAGCGGAGAAACAGAACACGCCAGCAAAAGUAACUAAGCCUUCCGUAAAAUCUUCCAAGAAAAACGAGAAAACUUCCAAAAACAAGAAAAACCCAAAGAAAAGGCCUUCCAGUGACAGUGAGGAUGAGUACAAAAUAGAACUGAUCACAUCUUACCACAACUCAGAUUCGGAAUCCAACGACGAGCAAGAGAUCGUUAAACCGCAGCCGGUCACUCCAAAACCACCACCAAAGCAUCAGCCAAAGAAGCAGAAGACCAAUGUAGUGGAGUAUGGACCCUCGCUACCUGAUAAUCAGAGUUAUUCUGCGCCCAUAGGUCCGGAACUACCACCUGACUUGGUUGUGGAAGUGAAACCGGAAGAGAGUAAAGAAAUUGUGAAGGAAGAGGAAAGUAAAUUAACUCCCAAGCCGGUAACAAAAUCAGAUGAAGACAGUCAAGAUGAAAGUGAAUUGUUAAAGAAACUCAAAGAUAAAGCGAUGUUGUUAGAAAAACUCGGUGGUGAACUUCCGUCAGAGUUACAGAAGAUAAUAAAAGAUGACACAUCAAGAACGAAUUCACCUAAAUCAGUGAAAGAUCUAGACAUUGAUGAGUUAUUACAAGAGAUUGAGCAAAAAGAACUACCAAAAGCUAAAAGUAAAAAAGUAGACAUAUUUGAUGAUAAAAGUAUAUCGAAUUCGCCGCGUAGUCUUACCCCAAGUCUAGAAGACAAACAUACAAACGGACCGUUAUUCCCUAGUGCAGUUAAUAUAGAUGAAACUAAAAUAGUAGAUAAACCACCGCCGCCACCUCCUGAAAAGGAAAAAAAGAAGAAUAUUUAUCUUACUGAUGUAACGGAAGGCGAAACUAGGAAACUCAGGAUAUCUAAAUCUAUUCUUCCAAGGAAAGAGAAGAUAGAAGUGCCGGCGUAUACAACGAAAUAUAGUACGCAUAUUGAAGGGUUUUCAAGUGAACGGAUGGGGCUAGGUUUUAGUAACGAAGAGAAUGAAGACAGUGCUCCGAAAAAUGCUAUUAAUUAUGGCAACGGGUUGAUGUUCACGAAAGGGGAAGUAUUGAACGAAGAUAAGAAAGAUGAAGCGUUAGAUGACUUGGCGGAUUUGGUGGAAGCUAAGAUAAAGUAUCUGAUACAAGUGCAAACGGCAACGCUCACUCCGGUGCAAGAGAUGAUGGUACAAAUGCAGACGCUAGUAUCAGCGUUCCGCGCGGGCGCGCUGUCCGCGCCGUACUGGCGGCGCUGGGUGGCGGGCGCGGCGGCGGCGCUCGGCGCGCACGAGCGGGGCGCCGCGCCGCCCGGCUGGCACUGCGUCUUCCAGAGGUACGCGCCCCUAUAUAUAGACUCGCACGCACACGCGCGCAACGCGUACGCCGAUACACACGCACGCACGCGUUGUACUCCCGGGGCAUUACACGAAUUUCCCCGGGUGUGUACUAACGUGGGUAACCCGGGCAGGUCUGCGGGGCGCUACAGCUACAAGCGCGAGGCGGACGGGCUGCUGCAGUGGGAGUACCCGGCUGUGGCCAGCACGGACAUGGAGAUAUGCACUACACCGCCGCCGCCGGACAGGGAGAGUCCUCCCCCUCCCCCGCCGCCGGCGACCCCCCCUCGCGUGCCGACCCCCCCUCCCCCCGCGUGGGACGACCCGCCCCCGCCCGGCACCGACGAUGUGCCGCAAGUGCCGCUUGUGCCACAUGUGCCGAAAGUACAGCCCCCGCCGCCGCCCGAACCAAAGAAAGAGAUAGGCGACGAGCUUCUAUCGUUCUACAGCGAUAUAGCAGAAUUAGAAAAGCAUUCUUCCGGUCCACCAACAGCAUCCAACUCUCCCGAAUCCAACAGAGACAGUGAAAAGAGAGACAAAGAUAAGAGAUACAAAGAGAGUGAGAAAGAAAGGGAUAGAAGAAUCAGGGAGAGUGAAAAGGAAAAAGAGAGAAGAUACAGAGAGAGUGAAGUGAAAUCAGUGGAGAAGAUUGAGAAAUGUGAAAAGGAAAAGAGUAGACGGAAGAGUAAGGUAAAGAUCUCCAGUUCAAUAGGAAUGAAGCAUAAAACAGUGUCGUCUCUAGUCGCCAAAUGGCAACAAGUCGCAGAAGAGAUUAAUUCUGAUUGAAAAAUCUCCAUUUUAGUUUAUAUAACUUCCGUUUUGUAUCAAAAGAUGGCGCUUUAAUAAAUUUUGUAAAUCACAUCAUGAAUCAUAGAUGGCGCUGAUAUUAAAAAGUUGGAAAAAACUAAACGAUUGUUGUAAAUAAUAGGACCACUUUGUAUUAUUUUUAGUUUAAUAAAUAAUAUAUUGUA